Molecule: messenger RNA, 1722 nt
Organism: Oppiella nova
Lineage: Eukaryota; Metazoa; Arthropoda; Arachnida; Sarcoptiformes; Oppiidae
Source: the annotation of a GenBank genome assembly
AUGGCCGUCACUGAUUCGCAAAGAGCUGAAGAGAGACUUCAUUUGGCAGAAUAUAAAGUGAUUCCAUUAGAGAGUGAAUGUUUGAAAUAUAAAGCUGAAAGGGAACAGUUGUGCCAAAGAAUAGUUAGUUUGGAGAGUGAACUGGAAAGCGCCGCAGAGGCCAGUCUUGAAGCCAAUCGCCUAUUGAAUGACUUCUUAAUUUCUCAGAAGGAAAACAAUUUGGAACUAAGAGAAAGAACUGAGAAAAUGAAUACAGAGUUGAAGCGAAUUCGGAAUAUUCUCAAAGAAACGGAGACUAACUUACAGACGGUUCAGAAAAACAAUGAAGAGUUAAAGUCAUCGAAAAGUGAACUCAAUUCUAGUUUAAGUCUUUUAGAACAAGAAUAUUCUAGUCUUCAAUUGAAAACAAAUGAAUUUAUUAAGAAUAACGACGAGCUCUUGAAUAACACACAAAAGUUAAGUCAAGAGAUGGAAUCGUUGAGAGAACAGACAUUUCAUAAAGACAUGGAAAUCGAGUCUUUGAAAGAUGUUUUGUCGCACUUAAAAGAGACGAAUGUCUUCAGCGAAGACCAAAUUGAUCACAAGACAGGUGACAACUCUACUAAUAAUUUCUAUGAUAUCGUAAAAUUGGAUUUAAAACUUAAGACCAUUACUAAUGAUAAAAACGAGUUGAAUGCAAAACUUGAAGAUAUGAGCAAAAAGUGUGAACAACUGAACGAUAAAUUGGUUUCUUUGGAAACGGAAAGCAAAACACUUAAGACUGAGUGCGAAGACGCCGUCCGCCACAGACUUAUGGCUCAAACAGAAUUAGAACUUCUCCUUUUGCGUUCGCUUAGAAGCCAAUUGCAGUCAAUGAAGAGAGAGAUCACCGAAACUGAAAGCAAAUACAAGAAGCAAAUCACUUUAUUGGAGAAACAGGUGCACGAGAAUUGGAUCCUCGCCCGCACUGCCGAGCGAUCACUCGAUGAGUCCAAAGCAGAGGCCACUGCUCUCAGACAGACACUCACACUAUCCGUCAAAUCUGUGGACGGCUUUGGGGGCGACUCUUCGUAUUUAGACGAUUCUGCGAGUUCUAUAUCCGACAACUUUGGACCUAUUCUACCACCACUUCCACCCCCGCCUCCUAUGAUGAACCCAAUGAUGCCUCCGAUGCACAUGUCUUUCAAUGAAGGGCCCGAUUCGAUGUCCUUUUGGAACAACAACCCAAUGGUGCCUCCAAUGAACAAUCAAUUCCAACAAAUGGGUCCAAAUUACACAUUCAUUCAAAGCAAUGGCAGCGUUGCUAACAACCCGAAUUAUGAAUCAAUGGCUGUUAGCUCCCAACCCAUGAAUUACGGACCACCUGUUCAACAGAACUGGGAUUCCGUUUCAAACCGGGACUCAUUCUCUCCAAUAUCUCAUCGGUCCACUAAUUCGCCGCAUUUGAACCAAUCAUAUAUUAAUAAUAAUCUGUAUUCGCAACCAAAUAGUCAGUACUCGAACCCAUUGCCGCAAAUGAAUCCAAUGUCGAUGUCGAGUCCAAUACACAAUUCAAUGGCCAAUCACAUGCACCCAUCCGUGCAAUCCGUUAAUAUGAUGUCAGAGGUGUCCCAUUGGGUGCAACCGAACGGCAAUACAUCCAAUACAUCCAACUUAAACUAUAGUCACAAUGAAUACGACUCCGAACAGUCCUCACGAUCUGCCUCUCGGAACGACACGUCUCUCCACACGUCUAUCGUCUGA